Drosophila montana is the source of this 5475-nucleotide messenger RNA. RefSeq names its product broad (gene br). The coding region runs from base 806 to 3025 and encodes 739 amino acids. Gene Ontology annotation, cellular component: nucleus. Gene Ontology annotation, biological process: regulation of transcription by RNA polymerase II. Gene Ontology annotation, molecular function: protein binding. The transcript is spliced from 9 exons. The record is from RefSeq and is a predicted model, not a curated record. NCBI's taxonomy places the organism in Eukaryota, Metazoa, Arthropoda, Insecta, Diptera, Drosophilidae.
CAAGUCUAUUUAUCGGAUUAUCAUAAUUGAAAAAUUCUUUUCUAAUUUUGUUUAUGGACAAGGACACGAUUCAGGAAGACAACGAAUGCGCCUGGUCCAGUGAUUGAAAACAACAACAAAACCCAAAACCCAAAACCCGCGAAUUUCAACUAAACUCCAAAUAGUCGCACACACACACAAGCGAAAGCGAAAGUGAGUGCAGCUCCAGCACCUAAGGCGACCAAGAGAACGAAGGUUACGGGAACGGAAACGGAAACGGGAACGGGAACAAGGAGAACAAGGAGAACAACGAUAACAAAGUGCAAUCCGCAACAGGAAACUGAAAGCGCCUUUCACCGGGGCACACAAACAUUUAAUUAAAUAUUAGUCAAUAGUCGACCGAUCAUCACACAGGACACACAGGAGCAACAUUUACGCAAGCAGCAAGGACACGGGUGUGCGUUCGUGUGCGUGUGUGUGUGUGUGUUCGUGCGUGCGUGCGUGCGUGCGUAGGCGCAACAAACACGACGAGCAGGCCGAACUAUUUAUUCCCUCGGUGCAAUAGAAAGCCGCCAAAAUACGCAAAAAGGUGACUACAAAGAAAGCCAGCGUUGUUUUCACAGUUGAGGACGACAACAACAACAACAACAACAACAAUUGUAACAACAGCAGCAACUACAACUACAACAACGCUAGGCAGCUAAGAACAGCAACAACAACAACAACAAGUCCAACUCCAACUCCAACUGCAACUCCAACUGCAACUGCAACUCGAACAGCAACAAUCGAGCUGAAUAACUUCUACACCGAACAAGAACAAAGCAACAUGGACGAGACACAACAUUUCUGUCUGCGAUGGAACAACUACCAGAGCAGCAUCACAUCGGCGUUCGAGAACCUUCGCGAUGAUGAGGACUUUGUCGAUGUGACGCUCGCCUGCGAGGGUCGCAGCAUAAAGGCGCAUCGCGUGGUCCUCUCCGCAUGCAGCCCCUACUUUCGCGAUCUGUUGAAGAGCACACCCUGCAAACAUCCGGUCAUAUUGCUGCAAGAUGUCAAUUUCAUGGAUCUGCACUCGCUGGUCGAAUUCAUAUACCACGGCGAGGUGAAUGUGCAUCAGAAGUCGCUGCAGUCGUUCCUCAAGACCGCCGAGGUGCUGCGCGUCUCCGGCCUGACACAGCAACAGGCCGAGGACACGCACAGCCACCUGGCACAGAUACAGAAUUUGGCCAAUGCCGGAAUACGCCAGCCACUGAACACACAUCCACAUGCACAUCAUGACGACGGCGGCGCUGCCACAUUGUUCAGCAGCCGCCAGGGAGUUGGGUCGUCGUCGUCGCCGCCGCCGCCGCCGCUGCCGCCGCACAUUAACAACAAUCUGCUGAAGCGCAUGGCCAUGAUGCAUCACAGCAGCAGCAGCGCCGCCGCCGCCGCCGCCUCAGUCGAAGAGACGUCGCAUGCCUUGAAGCGUUUGCGCAGCGCCGACAACGGGCUGCCGCCCGCCGCCAGCAGCAGCAGCAGCAACAACAACAACAGCCCCGAUUUGCAGAUGCACGCGCGCAGCGCCUCGCCGCAGCUAACGCCGGCCGACUUCAGCACGAUCAAGCAUCACCACAACAACAACAACACGCCGCCGCUCAAGGAGGAGAAACGUAAUCGACCCAGUGGCAACUCGGGCAACUCUGGCAACACCAAUGGCAAUGGCAUCUCCAUUAGCGAUAAGCUGGGCAGUUUGACACCGUCGCCUUUGGCCCGUGGUGUCGAGGACGUCAAGUCGGAGCCCAUGGAGCUGGUCUGCUCCAGCAGCAACAACAACAACAACGCCAACAAUCCGAAUGUCAAUGAGGAGCACAGCAACGACUCGACCGGCGAGCAUGACGCCAAUCGAUCCAGCAGCGCUGACGGCGGCAAAGGCUCCCUGAGCUCCGGCAAUGAUGAUGAGAUCAACGAGAAUCUCGCCUCCCAUCAUGCCGCACAGCCGUUCAUCAUGUCGCCAGCUGACAGCAAACUGUUUCCGGGCGCCGCAUUCAACUUUCCGAUGUCCAAUCUCGAUCAUUCAGCUUUGAUUGGUCUCAACACACAGCUACAACAAUCUGGUGAACUUGCCGUCUCUCCACAAGGUCAACUGACGACAAAUGCUACAACUUCUACAACAACAAACAACAACAACAACUUCUACUCUGAACAAACAAACAACCAUAACUCAACAACAAUAAAAACCACAACAACAACAACUCAAACAACAACAACGCCAACGCCAACAACAACAACAACAACAACAUCAACAGCCAUCACAAACGCCUCUGGCAUCUGUGGGCUUAAUCUCUCCACAUUCGCAGCCAAUUGCAACAACAAUAUCAGCGCAGGCAGCACGGGCAGCGGCAGCGGCAGCAACGGCGGCAUACUUACACCCUCGCUGCCUCAGCAACAGCAGCAGCAGCAGCAACAGCAGCAGCAGCAGCAACAACAGCAGCAGCAGCAACAGCAGCAGCAGCAACAACAGCACCAACAACAGCAGCAGCAGCAGCAACAGCACCAACAACAACAGCACCAAUUGAGCAAUGCAGGCAGCGGCAGUCAGUCAAGCAACGGUAUACUCGGCUGCAGUCCGCCCGCUGCGAACACACCAACAACUGCGCAGCAGCAAAUGUUCGCCGCGGUGAUGGCCAAUAUGGCGGCAACGGCCAACGCAUCGGCCUCGACCAGCGGCAACAGCGCCAACAACUCGCUGAACAACUCACAACUGAACACAUCCGGCGGCAGCCUGAAUGCCUCCAGCGGCGGCGAUGAUUUUCGCUGCAAUCCGUGCAACAAGAAUUUGAGCUCCCUGACCAGGCUCAAGCGGCACAUACAGAACGUACACAUGCGGCCCACCAAGGAGCCGGUGUGCAACAUCUGCAAGCGGGUCUACAGCUCCCUGAACAGUUUGCGCAACCACAAGAGCAUAUACCAUCGCAAUCUGAAGCAGCCGAAGCAGGAGCCGACCACCGGUCAACAGGCCGCCAGCACCUAUUACCAUCAGCAGCUGAACCAUCACUCCUCCUCAUAGAAUUUCAUGUACUUUGACUAUCAUCACCAGGCCAAUGUGAACUUUUGAAGCUGCAGCUAAAAUGUUGGGUGUUCAACAAACGGCAACCGCAACUGCAACCGAAACUGCAACUGCAACUGCAACUGCAACUGCAUUCGCUCCUCUGGCUACGGGCUAUAUUCGCAUAGUAAAUACAGAUUAGAGGAAACCUUUGUUAAGUUUGUCAAUUAUAUGAAAAUGGGCGAUACACAUUUGCAAAUACGAGUAACUGUAAUCUUAAUCAAAUUAAAGCAACAUAUAUACUUGCAUAGAUACAUAUGUACAACACACGCACACGCACACGCACACACGAUCAUACACACACACACACACACAUAUAUACAUUUACAUUUACAUUAUACAACACACAAGUAUACAAAAUGGAGAGAAUUACGACAACGGCGCUUCUGUAUGUAUGUACAUAUUUGGGAUAUUUACAGUCGCCUGCAAAGCUAUACAUAAAGUAGACUUGGCUUGACUCUCCACUCUGCACUCUACUUCUUCCAGAGCCCAACUCUAGACUUGCAAUGUUAGUGUUGCUUUAAAUGGCGUGGAGUUCAGUUAAGAUUUCGGCAUUUCGCUGCGAAAAAUCAAUCCAAAGUCAACUUUAUGCAGCUUUGCUGGCAACUCUGAAUACCCCAAAUACACGGUUAUAUAUGCAGAGCAAAAUAAUUACAUUCUAGGCUAGUAACACUUAGUUGCCUUUUGUAGUUGUAAGCAAAUCAAUUAUAACUUAAUCAGAAUCAGUAGCAGUAACAGUAACAGUAACAGUAACAGUAACAGAAAGAGAUCUAGACAUAGAAACACACAAUUUGUGCUGGUAAGCGGGAGGUGCUCUAAGCUAUGCUCCAGUUAUCGUUCUACAUAAGUAUAUGUAUGUGCAUUUGUCUCUGUUUACACUCACGUACAUAAGUAUAUAUACACGCACACGCAUAUUAGUAGCACGUGGGGGCAAUUUUCGCUCUUGAGAAGUGGUAUAAAAUGUUAUUGAAAUCUUCUCAUUUUCCAAUCAUUUUUUUUCAUAUUAAUAAUCUAAACAUAGAGUAGAGUUGAAAAAAAAAGAAGAGAAAUGAUAAAUUACAAAAAGGUGCCGGUAGUGAAUUCUUCAAAUGGCUUUAAUAAAAUACAAUUUAAAUAAAAUACAGCUAAGUAAAUAUAUAUAGACUUAGAGGUAAGCCUAGGCACAAAUCGAAUCAGUUGUGCAAAUCGUAGCCUUUAAAGCUUUUUAUACACAAAUUCGUUUUUUUUUUUAAUACCACAUAAAGAAGAAUGAGAAUAAGUUGAAAAUGAAAGAAAGCGACCGACCGAACGACCGACCAAUUGCAAAGUUAUGUAUUUGGAUGAAAUGCAAAACAUAAAUGAUAAUUUAAUUAUGUAGGCUUAAGCUAACCAGGAGAAGUGCAUACCCUAUAUACUAUAUAAACACUCUCUCUCACACACACACACACACACACACACACACAUACGCACAUAUGAUAUUUUAUAGACUUACAGUAAAUAAGAAAAAAUAUACAACAUAAUAAUUACAACUUAAAAGUUUAUCAUAUACAUUUGUUAACAUCUAGGCUAAUCUUGGUUUUUUUUUUUUAAAUAUAUAUAUAGAGUAUAUCUUUUUUUUUUGGUAUUUUUUAAGAGAGAUGAUAAAAAACAAUUGUAGAUAUAUAUAGACAUGGAAAAUGUUAACCGGAUACUUUAUGAGUGCACCUGUGUUCGUUAGUUUAUAGUUUUAAGCAAGAGCAAUGCCUAAAGCAAUUAAGUACAUUCACACAUCCACAUUAAUCACACAUAUAUGGUAUAUAUCUAUAUAUCUAUAUAUCUAUUCGAUAUAUGUAUGAAUGUAAGAAAGCAAUUGCAGUAUGGGAGUUCUUUGAUUAUAACACUGUAAUAAUAAAAACCUACACAUAAAACGCAUAUAUUUCAUUUAACCAGCUCGAUGCCAAUAAGAAUCGAGUAUGCGCUAUAUACAUAUAUAGUAUUUGUAUAUUUGUAUAUUUGAUCAGUUCAAAAUGUCAGGUAGCCGGUCAAUGAAGCAUUCAAUCAAUCAAUCAGUCAAUCAAUUAAUCUAUCCAAGAAUCCAUCACUAUGCCAUUAAAUGGCAAUCAAUCAGCAUCAAUCAUUACAUACACUCACACACUCACACACUCACACACCCACCACACACACACACGCACACACAUUGUAUCUCUCUCUCUCUCUCUCUCUCUCUCAUUAUCUAUGUAUAUCUCUAACAUGCCGGACAAUAUAUAAAAAUUUAUUUUAGAGCGAAAGCCUGUCGAUUCUAAUUGUGUUAGUUUUGUCACACAGAAAAUAGAUUUGUGUGGCAAAAUGAAAGUUUGUGUGUUCAGAUUGGGUCGAAGAAGCUGCGAUAAUAAAACACAUUCACCUACUUACUUGAAAAUAUAACAUAACAUAAACAUUGUGAAAGCAAGCGC